Messenger RNA from Anolis carolinensis (green anole), 1891 nucleotides. RefSeq names its product arginyl-tRNA synthetase 2, mitochondrial (gene rars2). The coding region runs from base 118 to 1857 and encodes 579 amino acids. Gene Ontology annotation, molecular function: ATP binding; arginine-tRNA ligase activity. NCBI's taxonomy places the organism in Eukaryota, Metazoa, Chordata, Lepidosauria, Squamata, Anolidae. The transcript has 20 exons. Gene Ontology annotation, biological process: mitochondrial translation; arginyl-tRNA aminoacylation. Gene Ontology annotation, cellular component: mitochondrion; cytoplasm. The record is from RefSeq and is a predicted model, not a curated record.
GGGGAGGAAGGCUCCACCUCAAAUGGGUUGGUCUACAGCAGAUUGGCCGGGGGGGGGGGGGGGGGAGUUGAAAACAGGAAGAGAAAAAAUGUUGGCAAUGGUUCUUUAACAAGAGUCAUGGCGGCGUGCCGGUUUCGGAGAAGCAUAGCAGCUCAGCUUUCGCAUGUUCUGGAAGUGCCACCAGAAAACUUGAUAAAGUCAAUAUGCGCUGUUCCGGUGUCAAAAAAAGGGCAGGAAACUGAUUUCCAGCUCUUUGUGAGUUCUGUGCUAGAUGCCAACUCCAUUGAUAAUUCAAGGAGAGACAUUCAGCUUGAAGCCCAGAAUAUGGCAAAGAAGUUAAAAUGUGAUGGAGUAGUGAGCAGAAUUGGCACAGGAGAUGGAACAGUGAACUUUACAAUAAAUCGAGAGUUGUUGGCAAAGACAGUGUUGCAGCAAGUAUUUGACGAUGGCCCUCAGUAUGGACUAAAGAGUGAACUUUUCUCAGAUUUGCCCAAAAGAAAUAUUAUAAUUGAGUUUAGUUCGCCAAACAUUGCAAAGAAGUUUCAUGUAGGCCACUUGCGUUCUACAAUAAUAGGGAAUUUUGUUGCAAAUCUCAAAGAAGCCUGUGGACAUUAUGUUAAAAGAAUAAAUUACCUUGGAGACUGGGGCAUGCAGUUUGGCCUGUUGGGAGCUGGCUUCCAGCGUUUUGGCUCUGAAGAAAAAUUACGGUCUAAUCCUUUGCAGCAUCUUUUUGAGGUCUAUGUGCAGGUCAACAAGGCAUCAGAAGAGGAGGAAAAUACUAAAAAGCAAGCACAGGAUUUUUUUAGAAAACUAGAGAUGCGUGAAGAACAAGCAGUGUCAUUGUGGCAACAUUUUAGAAAUGUCAGCAUUGAAGAAUAUAUCCAGAUGUACAAGCGUCUUGGAGUAUGCUUUGAUGAAUAUUCGGGAGAAUCUGACUAUCAAGAGAAAAGCCAGAAAGUUCUGAAAAUGUUGGAUACCAAAGGACUUUUGAAGAAAACAAAGGAAGGAACAGGAGUAGUUCACCUUUCUGAAAAUGGAGACCAGUCUGUUGUUAUAAUGCGUAGUGAUGGAACCUCCCUCUACCUCACAAGAGAUCUUGCAGCUGCUAUAGACAGAAUGGAUAAAUAUAAUCCUGAUACCAUGAUAUAUGUGACAGAUAAAAACCAAGUUCCACAUUUUCAGCAAGUGUUCCAGAUACUGAGGUUAUUGGGUUACGAAUGGACAGAAAGGUGCCAGCAUUUGCCCUUUGGGAGAGUUCAGGGGAUGAAGACUCGAAAAGGAGAAGUGGUUUUCCUGGAAGAUGUUUUGGAUGAAGCUCGCUCCAUGGUGUUAGAAAGGAGUGCUUUAGCCAAAACAACCAAAGAACUCGACAAUCCUCUUGAGACGGCUGAAAACAUCGGGCUUGCAGCACUUAUCAUUCAGGACUUCAAAGGUCUCUUAUCGUCUGAUUACCAGUUUAGCUGGGAUCGUGUCCUCCAAAGCCGAGGCGACACUGGCGUCUUCCUACAAUACACACAUGCCAGGCUCUGGAGUUUAGAAGAUAUGUGUGGAACAGUUAAUCAAGUGUCUCAUAUUAACAUGGCAUGUUUACAAGAUCCACCAGCUGUUUCCUUAAUUCAGCAUCUUCUCAGAUAUGAUGAGAUUCUUUACCAGUCUUCAAAAGAUCUUCAGCCCAAGCAUAUCGUUAACUAUCUCCUUAAACUCAGCCAUUUAACAGCUGUUGCUCAUAAAAGGCUUCCUGUGAAAGGCAGUGUUCCUGAAUUAGCAGAGUCAAGGCUCUGUCUGUUUCAGGCUGUUCGCACAGUUUUGGGCAGUGGAAUGAAGCUUCUAGGAAUCACACCUGUAAAUAAAAUGUAAUGGCUACCCCAAAAUAUAUCUGCUCUGAAGACUA